AUGGACAAAAGUUGGAUGAAUCUGUCCAAUAGACUUCGCUCACCUGCUUAUGCCGAAGGUGUUAGGAAUUUUCUCCAAAUGGCACAAAACCAUGCCAUGGGAAAUGAUCGCAUUCGGUGUCCCUGCCGGAUAUGUAGUAAUAAUCUUUUCCUGCCUUUAUCGAUCGUAGAGAGUCACUUGUUCAUAAAAGGAAUUGAUCCUAACUACAAUGAAUGGAUUUUCCAUGGUAAAGAGGAAACCCAGAAUUUGAACAUGGACGAUGAAGACGCCGAGAUGAGUUAUGAUGAUGAAUUCAUAGAUGACAUGGACCAUUUGUUAGACGACAUAUGGGCCGGGAAAAACGUUGAUGUACCCCAAAGCAGCACACCAAUGCCAAUGCAUGAUUCAGUACCUGCAUCAUUUUCAAUGUCAUCUUUUGACCAGCUAUUAGAGGAUGCCCGACGUCCACUUUUCAAUAGUUGUACAAAAUUCUCGAAACUGUCAUUCAUUGUCAAGUUGUUACAUAUUAAAACAAUUGGCCGUUGGUCAAUUAAGUCAUUUGAUAUGCUCCUAGAGUUGUUGAGGUCAGCCUUCCCGAAUGUUGAGUUGCCACACUCUUAUGAAGAGUCACGAUCAUUGGAGCGAGGUUUGGGCUUCAAGUACCACAAAAUUCAUGCAUGUCCUAAUGACUGUAUCUUAUUCUGGAAGGAAAAUUCAGAAUUGAAUUCAUGCCCUAUAUGUAAGGCCUCGAGGUGGAUGCCAACUACAAAUGGGACAUGGGUGAUCCCUCAAAAGGUGUUGCGGCAUUUUCCAUUGAAGCCAAGACUGCAGCGGCUUUUUCUGUUUACAAAGAUAGCUGCAGAUAUGAGAUGGCAUAAAGAGCAGCGAGUUAAUGAUGAGAAUAAUUUGAGGCAUCCCGCCAACUCCGAGUCUUGGAAGACAUUUGAUGCAGACCAUAAUGGUUCGCUAACGAUGCAUGCAAUGUUAGGCUUGGUUUGGCAAGUGACAGUUUCAAUCCCUUCAAUAACAUGGCUAAGCCUUACAGCAUAUGGCCAGUGA
Molecule: messenger RNA, 1038 nt
Organism: Carya illinoinensis
Lineage: Eukaryota; Viridiplantae; Streptophyta; Magnoliopsida; Fagales; Juglandaceae
Exons: 1
Coding region: 1-1038 (345 amino acids)
Source: RefSeq, a predicted model, not a curated record